Molecule: messenger RNA, 3308 nt
Organism: Heteronotia binoei (common prickly gecko)
Lineage: Eukaryota; Metazoa; Chordata; Lepidosauria; Squamata; Gekkonidae
Gene: NR1D2
Product: nuclear receptor subfamily 1 group D member 2
Exons: 8
Coding region: 328-2073 (581 amino acids)
Biological process (GO): positive regulation of transcription by RNA polymerase II; retinoic acid receptor signaling pathway; negative regulation of transcription by RNA polymerase II
Cellular component (GO): nucleus
Molecular function (GO): nuclear receptor activity; RNA polymerase II cis-regulatory region sequence-specific DNA binding; zinc ion binding
Source: RefSeq, a predicted model, not a curated record
AGGAAGGAGAAGGAAACGGCAGCAGUCAAGUCAGCAAGAGCCCUCCCCGGGAAGCCUCGGCGGCGUCUGCGGUUGCCUUCGCCCCAGCUCGCUUGGCACACGCGGCACAGCCACGCACAGGGCAGCGGGAGGCGGGCGAGGAGCCUUGGUUGUAGCCGCGCUGCUUUCCCAACCGGCCAGUGCCGAGGCAGGGACUCAUGAGGAAGCAUCUCCGCUGCCUUUGAAGGCUGCCGGCGGGUCUGUGGGAGGCUCGUCUGUUUCCUGCCGACUCAAUCGUUUGCGCGCCGACUUCGGAGACCUCGGCGCCUUGGAGGAGGAGAGGGAAGCAUGGAGGUCAACGCAGGUGGUGUGAUCGCUUACAUCAGCUCUUCAAGUUCUGCCUCAAGCCCCGCCUCAUGCCAUAGUGAGGGCUCAGAGAGCAGUUUCCAGUCAUCCUCUUCACCAGUACCACCAUCACCAAACAGUUCCUCAUCAGAAGGUAGCUGUAACAGCAGGAACAGAAAUAGCUCUGAUGGAAUAUCCAAGAGUGAACUGCUUGAUGAUCACAUCAGAACAAGCCAAUCGGGUGUUAAUGGACUGACCAAAAGCCAUGCUAAACUGACAAAAUUUAAUGGCAUGGUCCUGCUGUGUAAAGUCUGUGGAGAUGUUGCGUCAGGAUUCCAUUAUGGGGUCCAUGCAUGUGAGGGUUGCAAGGGUUUUUUCAGACGAAGCAUUCAGCAAAAUAUCCAAUACAAGAAGUGCCUGAAGAAUAACAACUGCUCUAUCAUGAGAAUGAAUCGAAAUAGGUGCCAGCAGUGCCGAUUCAAAAAAUGUUUGUCGGUUGGGAUGUCAAGAGAUGCUGUUCGGUUUGGCCGGAUUCCUAAACGUGAAAAGCAAAGGAUGUUGAUUGAAAUGCAAAGUGCCAUGAAAACCAUGAUGAAUACUCAGUUCAGUGAUCACUUGCCCAGUGAAGGUGUAAAAGAUAGCCAAGAACCAUUGCUCCUUUUGCCUCAAGAAGAGCUGAACUCCAAGUCCCAGCAAGAACAGGAACGCUUCAGUAACUCCUCUCCAGGACCCCCACCCCCUGCUCCAUCUGACAUUGCUAAGGAAGAAGUGAUUGGCAUGGUGACCAGAGCCCACAAGGAUACCUUCAUGUACAACCAGGAACAACCAGAAAAUCUUCCCAUUGUUGAGCAGUCCCAAAGUGAGGAUAGAAUUCUAAAGUACACUGAGCAAUAUAAUUCUAGUAAUCAGCCUACUAAUGGAGGGACAAACAGUGCGCACUAUGGUGGGAGUGAACAGCAUUUCUGUGGACAAUAUAAAGGACGGAACACUGUGCAUUAUCUUAAUAGCUACAACCUUUGCUUCUCCAACAGCCACUAUACAAAUCUGACAAAUGGCUUCACCAUCAAAGGUUUCCAUAGGAUGCCUGAAAAUGACUUUCAUUCAAAUGAGAUUCUGAAUACUUACACCCGUGGCACUGGAGGAAGAAUGCAUCUGGUUUGUCCAAUGAACAAGACUCCUUUAGUGGACCCAAAUAAAUCUGGUCAUGAAGUCUGGGAAGAAUUUUCCAUGAGCUUUACUCCUGCAGUGAAGGAGGUGGUAGAGUUUGCCAAACGUGUUCCAGGUUUUCGAGACCUCUCCCAACAUGACCAAGUAAACCUGCUAAAGGCUGGAACUUUUGAGGUUUUAAUGGUACGGUUUGCAUCAUUAUUUGAUGCAAAGGAACGUACUGUUACUUUUCUUAGUGGGAGGAAAUACAGUUUGGAUGAUCUUCGUUCAAUGGGAGCUGGUGAACUGCUGAACUCCAUGUUUGAGUUCAGUGAGAAGCUAAAUUCUCUGAAUCUUAGUGAUGAAGAAAUGAGCUUGUUUACUGCAGUAGUUCUUGUGUCUGCUGAUCGAUCAGGAAUUGAAAAUGUCAAUUCUGUGGAAGCACUGCAGGAAACACUAAUCCGUGCACUUAGGACCUUAAUCACAAAAAACCAUCCAAACGAAGCCUCUAUUUUUACAAAACUGCUUUUGAAGCUGCCUGACUUGCGUUCCUUAAACAACAUGCACUGUGAGGAACUUCUAGCCUUUAAAGUUCACCCAUAGGCUUUUACCUCUCUUUUUUAUUUAUAUGAUGGACUUGCUUCAUGUUCAAUGUGUGCGUUUUUGUGCUACAAUAUUUAUUUGUGUGUGUACCUUUUUGUGGAGAAGAGGAAUUUGCUGACUGUGUGUUGGUUACAUUUUCUGUUGUCAUGCAGUAAUGUUUCAGGAUCAGUGUUUUUUUCCAUCAGUGACACCAUGGCCAGAGCUUUCUUCAUGGUUAUUCAAACAAGCCCUUACAGCUGAAGAAUCUGAAUGGAUAUGGACUAUUAACUGUUGUCCCACAUCACCCCAAAUCAUUGACUUCCUCUGCUAUAAACAAGAAUAUAUGAUGAUUAUAUCUAGAAAAUCAACAUUGGGUGAAAAUACAACAGCAGCAAGAAUGAGAACAGAAAGCACUGAGCUGGACUGUCCUUCACCAAAUGGCCCAGCUUGCUUGAGGGAAACUUUACAACUAGUGAAGCCUCACAGAUGUAGGAAAUUCCAUGAGCCGACUUCGCAUAAAUUUGGUUGCUCUUGCACAAGCACACCCCUGCUAUGUGUGCAUAUGUAUAAUGCAGAUAUGUGUGUUUAUGACUUUAUAGAAAUACAGUGUGAGUGUACAUAUUUAUGUCUGUAUAUACAGAGUUAAAGCUAACAUGCAUAUAACUUCUUUGCAAUAUUUUUAACUGUGAAGAAGUUAACCAUACAAAGAAAGGUGACCUGUGGCAGCCACAAACAUGCUACAUUUGGUUGUGCAUCACUGAAGUGAAUGUCUUGAGAAUAUGUAAUGCUAGUGGAUUCCAAAUUAAUAAUGGAAAGUUGUACUUGUUAAUAUAAGAAAUACUGUGGCACAAAACACUCAGUGCUGGCCUGUUUAAUCAAACUUCUAUAGGAAGGAAAGGUACAACAUGGGCCUCACUUUUUUAAAUACCAAAUUCAUUGCAAUUAAAAUACUUCCAUGCUAUUAGGAGAACUGCUAGAUGCACUUCAGUAAAUCUGAGCGGAAACUCAAUGAUUACAAUAAUUGAUGUUGUUUAUAAUACAUUGGUGAUGACAGUAAACUAAAGAGAAUCAUGGAAAAUUCAAAGCAAGCUACCUUGAUAGUUUUGUGGUUUUUUGUGGCUUUAUACCUUUACACUACUCUUAUAUGCUGCUUGAUUGCUGCUUGAGAUUUGGAUACAAAAAAUGUGAGACGCUCUAGGUCUCAGUGUUUAUUUUAAAUGUGUUUGGUUAAUAAAAUAAUUAUAGUGGGUUCUUAA